This is a messenger RNA of Nerophis lumbriciformis (worm pipefish), 2365 nucleotides long. RefSeq names its product sp2 transcription factor (gene sp2). The record is from RefSeq and is a predicted model, not a curated record. Gene Ontology annotation, biological process: regulation of transcription by RNA polymerase II. Gene Ontology annotation, molecular function: RNA polymerase II cis-regulatory region sequence-specific DNA binding; DNA-binding transcription factor activity, RNA polymerase II-specific. Lineage: Eukaryota; Metazoa; Chordata; Actinopteri; Syngnathiformes; Syngnathidae.
GAGCGGUGGGUAGGAAUGAAAAGAUUGGUGUUUCUAUCCCAUUCUGCUCGGUCAAACAUCAUAUUUGCAUGGCGCGGAAAGACGCGGAAUGAGCGGGUGAUUUAAAGGACAAUAUGGCCACCAUCGUCGCCGUCAGUCCCAGUGAAUAUCUUCAGCCUUCCUCCGCCACCACACAGGACAGUCAGCCGUCCCCUCUGGCCCUGCUGGCUGCCACCUGCAGUAAGAUCGGACCUCCCGCGGCUCAAGCCCCCGUCAGCUCCCCGCCAUCGGGGCUGCAGCCUCGCCGCCUCCUGCCCAUCAAGCCGGCGCCCAUCGCGCCCGCCCCCCCGAAAAACCUGAGCUUCCUGCAAGCUAAGGGCAAUGUGAUCCAGCUCCCCUCCGGCCUCGGCGCCACCACCCCCGGCAGCCCCAUCGUGCUCACCAUCCAGCAGAGCCCGGCCCACCCCGGCCCCCAGGCCGCGGGCAACAUCCAGUACCAGAUGAUGCCGCAGAUCCAGGGCGCGCAGACCAUCCAAAUGAUGCCACAAGGGGGCCAGAUCCAGCUCAUACCAGGGACCAACCAGGCGAUCAUCACCACCCCCAUGUCGGUGCCGGCCCCGGCGGCCGCCGCCCCCGCCGUCGCCCCCCUCUCAACACAAAAGACUGUCGCGAUCAAGCCCUCGUCCAAGGGGAAGAAGUCGAUCGCCGCUAACGUGGUGCAGCUGCCAGGCGGACUCACGCUGCCCCUCAACGUGGCGACAGGAGAGGUGGGCGGGGCUCAGAUUGUAACCGAGGCGGCGGCGGCGGACCCCCCCGCUGCGGGAAAGGCACGACGGGGGAGGAAGAAGAAAGCGGCGCUGCUGGCUCAAGCUCCGGUGCUUCCUCCGCCUGUGCCGCAGGCUCCUUCCCCGCCCCCGGUCGAUCAGUUGGAGACCAUCUUGAUCGAAGCUGGGGACAACAUCAUUCAGGCGGGGAACAACCUGCUGAUCCUGCAGAGUCCAGGCCAGCCAGCUGUGGUCCAGCAGGUGCAGCUGGUGCCAUCCAAACAGGACUCUCAGGUGGUCCAGAUCCCCCAGCAGGCUCUCAAGGUGGUCCAAGCUGCCUCUGCCUCGCUGCCGCAGGUCCCGCAAAGACAGUCGUCGGCCUCCUCCGGCCUGCAGGUGGCGUCACCAGAGGCCACGCCCACACAGAUCCUGUUUAAGACGGGGGCAGGUGAGUGGCGGUCUGUCCAACUCCAGGAUGCCGCGGUUUCCACGGCGACAACACCCACCACCCCCGCUUUACCGGCCCCUUGCACCAAGAGGACACAGGCGGGGGCGCGGAGGGAGCGCACCCUGGCGAAGAUUGCGCCCGCGGGAGGGAUGAUGACGCUGAACACGUCGCAAAUGUCCUCGGCGGCCCAGGCGGUGCAGACCAUCAGCAUCAACGGCGUGCAAGUUCAGGGAGUUCCUGUCACCAUCACUAACGCGGGGGGCCAGCAGCACCUGACGGUACAGACCAUGCAGGGCGGAGGUCUCCAGCUGGCGACGGGUCAGUCCACCAUCCACAUGGACCAGACGCUCACGCUGGAGCUCCCCAGUCAUGUGGGCGAGAAGAAGCGACGCAUGGCGUGCACCUGCCCUAACUGCAAAGACCUAGACAAGAGGCCGGGCGACGUGGGCAAGAGGAAGCACAUCUGUCACGUUCCCGGCUGCGAGAAGACCUUCCGCAAGACCUCGCUCCUCCGAGCCCACGUCCGUCUGCACACGGGCGAGCGACCCUUCGUCUGCAGCUGGGUGUUCUGCGGCAAGCGAUUCACGCGCAGCGACGAGCUGCAGCGGCACGCCCGCACACACACAGGAGACAAACGCUUUGAGUGCUCGCAGUGUCAGAAACGCUUCAUGAGGAGCGACCACCUGACAAAGCAUUACAAGACUCACAUAAACACCAAGAACCUGUGAGAAGGCUCCAGACAAACUGACUUGUCCCAUAGUGGGACACCCCCGACCCCCUUCUAGAGCCCCUACAGGUAGGAAGAAAAUGUCUGCCAUUGGUUCCAACAUGUGCUCAGCACUGCCUGGAUGACCAGGGCACUCGCUUAUUUGUGGACCACAACCCAAGCUCCACUCCAGGUCCCUUCCAUUUCAUCACGGCAGUCGCAUAGAGAACCAAGUCGCCCGCAGGAGCCAUGCCCGCCGCCCACUUUUUUUUUAAAGCCGCACCUUCUGGACUUCUUCUUGAGCGACGUCCCGCCCAAGUGGCCCUGGUCCCAGGCCAGGAUGAGCUGUGCACAGCCAAUCAUGGUUGAAAAGCUGCUGCAUCGUCAUGGUAACCGUGUCCGAGACAUGAGAGGGGGUGCCAUUAUUCAAACUUAAUGAGUCUCUUUAAGGCAGGGGUGUCUAAAAUG